CCGGUGCGAUGGCAGUCCAGAUUGUGUGAUAGCUCUGACGAACGAGGCUGCGGUGUAGAAGAAAACGCUUGCAAGAAAAAUCACUUCAUGUGUGUCAAGAACAAAGCGUGUAUUCCCCUGCUGUGGAAAUGCGACAACGAAUCUGACUGUAUAGAUGGUUCCGACGAAUAUAACUGCUCUGUGGCCACCACAUGCUUGGAUCACCAGUACAGAUGUCGUAGUGGCAGAUGUAUCUCUCACGCAUUGGUGUGUGACGACUCUUUAGACUGUCCUGAUGGUGACGACGAGGAACAGUGCAGCACUCUGGCAUGCAUGUCUGAUCCAAAGCACUUUUUGUGCAAGUCCGGCACUUGCCUUCCUCGUGAAGCUGCGUGUGACGGCAAGGACGACUGUGGAGACGGCAGCGACGAGGGUGGCCGCUGUAACGAAACUUGCAAAAACUGCGCUUACAAUUGUGUGAAGACUCCGCUUGGUCCUCGCUGCUCUUGUCUCGACGGCUUUAAGAUAACCUCAAGUGGUUCCUGUGAAGAUGUGGACGAGUGUCAGGGUAACGUGAGUGUGUGCGACCAUUUCUGUAACAACUUGAAGGGUAGUUAUCAGUGCCAGUGUCAUCCCCAGUAUGAACUACAGCCUGACAAUGCAACUUGCAUAACUAAAAGCAAAGAACCAGCCUCCUUGUUUUUUGCCCAAGAGAAAGGAGUGAGGCUGCUGAGCUUGGACGAAUCUUUCUACAGGCAAAUAGUUACAAGCGAUGAAGUGAUUGUUGCACUGGCAUAUGACCCAGAAGACAAAAUAUUUUUGGAGCAGUCAGUCGGGGGUUUACAAAGUGUUGCUGGACAGUAAUAACCUGCCCCGGAUAGUGAUAAAUAAAGG
Molecule: messenger RNA, 873 nt
Organism: Cherax quadricarinatus
Lineage: Eukaryota; Metazoa; Arthropoda; Malacostraca; Decapoda; Parastacidae
Source: RefSeq, a predicted model, not a curated record